Molecule: messenger RNA, 1580 nt
Organism: Trichoderma asperellum CBS 433.97
Lineage: Eukaryota; Fungi; Ascomycota; Sordariomycetes; Hypocreales; Hypocreaceae
Source: RefSeq, a predicted model, not a curated record
AUGGACAAAGCUAAAUGCACUGACGACUCUCAUGCUACUCGAGAUAGUCCUACUUGUUCCGCUGAAUGCCAAGCGCAGCUUUUGACGUCUCUGGCAUCUAGUGACGAGGCGCUUAAGACAGCGUGUCUGACGCUCUCAGAUAGACACAGAUGUGGUCGAGAUGACUUUUAUAUUCCUUAUUAUUGUGGCUCACAAUUAUGCACAAUUAAUGGCAAAAGAGAUGCUGAUCAACAAUGUGCGGGAAUGCACACUUACCGAUUUAACUCUUGUGUUAGCAAUCAUAAUAGUGGGUUGAUCAACUUGGCACUACUUGAUCAAGAUCGCGAUAUCUUAGGCGCUCUCCUGGAUGAACAUGAACCCAUUCAUCGACAACAGAGGUUUUCAACUACACCAGCCGUGGCUUUCCCAGCUGCAACUGCGUCAGGAUUCCCCGAAGAAGGGUUCCAUACUAUCACAAUUAAGACAAGCUUUUCUUCUAUUCCCUCCAUAGUACACGAUUUAACCGCGUCAGGCCUCUCUGCUACUCAUCUGGCUAUCUCAGUAGAGAGCUCAAAGUACCAACAUCAUCAGAGGUCCACAGUCGCAAACCAAGUGUCCUCCACCACGAAAGUCACCAUUGGUGUAUCCGUCAUGGUCGGAGUUCUCGUCAUUAUUGGCUUCAUAGGGUGGCACCUGAGGAUGAAGAUACGCUUUCGCAACAAAAAACGAAUAAGUCGUCCCAUUAAGCCCAUCAGCCCUCCCGCUACGCCGCUCAUAUCGCCAUCGAGCUCACAUGCCGCACCACCAAAGGCCCCAUUGACGCCGCCUGCACGACUACAAGAGCGCCGUUUCUUGCUUCCAAGGGCAUUGAGUCUUCGUCGUAACAAUCAGCGUCGUCGAUCUGAUGGUCCAUCUUCACAGGAUAAGGUCGGGAUGCCAUUGGCGCCGCUUUCGCCUCUGUCAACCUCCAACGCGAGACGAAGCCCUGAAGAAGGCGAGCACCAGGGUAUAACGUCAACGACAUCGAUUUCAAUGACAAAGUCUCCGGCCAGGCCGCCUAGGGACGACAAUCCAUCAGAAACUAGCAUUUCCAGCGUCUUCAGUCAUGUUGGCACUGUUAGAGCUGCAUCGAAUGUAUCCAUUGGCUCGGCGCAAAAUAAGUACAGCAGUGCCACGGUUACCGAACUCCCAAGGCCGCCACUGCGUGUAUAUGAGGCACCGCCGGCGGUUGGUCGCUUGACAAGCCCUGGGCCGCCUCCCACUCGGGCGCUACCGAGUCUUCCUUUGGAUGGUCGGACAAGUCCCUUGAAGUCGCCUCUAUCACCUACUAGUCCGACGCGAAGAGGUUCGCCGAGCAUCGCAUCUAUAUCGGGAUCGUCUGUUAGUGUAAGUGAAGGUAACGGAGAUUCUCAAAGGGUGUGGGAAGGAAAUAGUCACAGUGACUUGAGGGGAUCGGUAGAGGUGGCUUUGCAGUCACCGAGGAGGGUGAGGCAUGUGAGGAGCCCGUUAUUGAAUGAAGUUCGUUUAGACAAGGUGUUGUGAAUUUUACUUGGAUGAAGGGGCGGAUUGGAAAAGAAGAAAGGAGGAUACGAUGAUAUAUC